Molecule: messenger RNA, 696 nt
Organism: Dictyostelium discoideum AX4
Lineage: Eukaryota; Evosea; Eumycetozoa; Dictyosteliales; Dictyosteliaceae
Gene: tspE
Product: tetraspanin family protein
Exons: 2
Coding region: 1-696 (231 amino acids)
Cellular component (GO): membrane
Source: RefSeq, a predicted model, not a curated record
AUGACAUUUGUGGAUAAUUUUGAAUUCAAUCAAAAUACACCAAGAUUAGUAAGAGGUCCAUUUAUAAUUUUAAACUCAAUAAUUUUUAGUUUAUCAUUUAUUUUAUUAUGUUCAACUGGUAUAAUUAUUUAUUACUUAAAUGAAUACUAUUUAGUUAAAGAUUUAACAAUACCAUUAGGAUCAUUUAUUUUAAGUGCAUAUAUGGUAAUAACAACAAUAGUUGGUGGAAUAGCAAUUUGGAAGAAAAAACUUGGAUUACAUUUGACUUUUAUGGUAUUUUUAGUGGUAUUAAUAGUUUGUUUGGUUGGUGUUAGUGCUAAAAUGAUUGUAGAUAGUGGUAAUCCAGAGAAAUUACAACAUAAAAUUGAAAAUAUUUGGUAUAAAGUGGGUAAUUAUCAACAUCACUCAAAACACUAUCAUCAUGGAAUCAUUGAAAUAAUUGAAAAACAUCACCGUUGUUGUGGUUGGUCAAAAGAAAUUGAAGGAAAUUAUUGUGUUCACUUUAAUAGAAGAGAAUCUGGUCAUGGUUAUUGUGCACCAUAUGUUGAAAAAAGUGUUGAAUCAAUUUUAAAAUAUUUGGGUUACUAUGGAAUAGUUUUAUCAGUUAUAGAAUUGAUUUUAUUAAUAUUAUCAGGUUUCUUUUUAUUAAAAACAAAUAAAAAUGUAAAAUCAAAAUCAUUUAUUUUACAAGAUUAA